AUAGAUAGGUAAAGCGCUUCAUAAAUAAUAACCGCGAUCUCUCGCUGUUUCGGUCUGCUUCACGCUGCAUGUUGCUCCAGACUUCCAAAAUAAAAAAUAAAUUGUUCUACCUCUUACAUCAUAUUUAUUCGUAUUUGUCAUUUUCCCGUUUUCUUUUGAACUGAUAUUUUUGUUUGAAUCCUGUCUUCGAUAUCACCUUCAUCGGCAAUAUGUCGACUGAACCAAAUUUAAAGUUGGACGAUCUGGCAGCGGCAUUUUCUGGGACGGUCGGAGUCUCUUUCUCCGCGGAAAGUUCGGCGACGGUGCAUCCCAGGAUGUGUAUGUUCAAGACGCGGGACAGUAAGCAAAGUCAGUGGGAGAGACGGAAGGAGAAACUGCGGUUUCAGAGAGAGAAACGUAGAGACUACGCUGAUGUAGCCAGGAAGCUUGCUGAAGAAGAUUAUGCGAACAUUACACUCAGUGAUGACGAGGAAGAGGAAACCAUGGAUCACACCUCACCAACUUCGGGGAAAAAUAGGAGUAACAAGGGAAAAAGAAAAGGAAAGAAGGAACGAUAUUACAGCAAUCAGUUGAUGUUAUCCGAAUGGUUAGAUGAUGUUCCAUCAGACUUGGCAGAGAAUUGGUUGAUGGUUCCAUGUCCAAAGGGAAGAAGGACAUUCAUCAUAACAAGCAAGGGCCGGACCUGCCACUACACAAAGAGUGGUCAUUGUAUGAACCAGUUUCCGAGUGCUCUACCAGGUGGAUCAAGUGGACAGAGUAGGAGUAGAUCAAAUUACACUAUCCUUGACUGUAUCUACAGUGAGAUCCACAGAACCUAUUGGGUGUUAGAUUGUAUGUGCUGGCAUGGUCAUCCUGUGUAUGACAGCGAGACUGAGUUCAGGUUUUAUUGGCUUCAUUCUAAGCUAGCGGAGGAACCAGAUCUGGCUACCGGUUUCAAGAAACAUCCCAUGACAUUUUUUGGCCUUCCCUCCUUCAAGUGUGAUACACAGACGUUACAAGAUGCUAUGGCCCAGCCUAUGCCAUUCAAGGAUGAGUUGGAUGGGCUACUCUUCUACCACAAGGCGCUUCACUACACCCCCGGUGUCACCCCACUGGUCGGUUGGCUGAAACCCUGGAUGCUGCCGGAGAUCCUGGGCGUACCCAUACCAGACGCCCUGAUGGCCAAGAGACCACUUGGGGCGCAACUGAGACCCCCUUCAUCCACCCCUUCACCUGCUAAACCUGAGCAGACGGUGCAGAGUCCAAAGGAUGGGAAAGGAGAUGCGAAGAUAGAGGCCAUGGAUGAAUCACCAGCAAAGAGCUGAGGUAUGCGAGAGGUUGUUCCUCAAUUUCAGAGAAGCAGCAGGAUACUCUUUGGACAUUAAUUUGCCAUGUUGAUGGUGGUCGUCAAAGUAGACCCUGUAUUUUAUUAUCUGAUUCACUUGUAUCCAGGUUGACAUCAAGGGUGACACUGAGGCACCCUCUUUCAAGCAAUUCUGCAAUAUUAAGAGGUGCCAACUAUUGUGAUAUUUGCCAAGAAUAAUACAGGUGUCUGAUAUAGGAAACACUCCCCCUCUCCUAUCAUAUUACAACACAUGUAUCUACUGCUGGAAAGGGAAAAAGACCGAUUCCCUUCCAACAUUCUUUUUGCAACCAGGGAAAUAGUUUCUGUCAGGAACUGUUUUUCCUGCUUCUGUUUUUUUUUCUGAAUUUCCCUUUUUUAUUGAAUGCAAUGGUAGUUUGCACUGACUAUCUUUUUUACAUUUUUAGGGCUAAAUUAAACCCUCACAAUAUUUAAAUAGUACAUACAAGUUUGUCAUCCCUGAAAAUUUGAUGAAAUAGGCAAGAUGUAGGAAGAUUAGAAAUAAGUUAUUGGAGACAGGGUCCGUUUCCAUAAAACUUAUUAUGAAAACAAAUUUGCAAUAACAUUCAAAAGCUAUUGAAACCAUUUGUUAUUGAAAUUGUGCAUUUGUUAUUAUAAGAAGUCUUUGAUGAAACAGGACCUGGGACUUGGAUUCAGCUCAUAAAGCAAAGAAUACAAGGUGCAAAAAGGAAACCUUGAUGAUAGGUGACGUUUUUUGUUCUUAUAUUUUUAUGGCAUUUUAUAUCUUUUAAUUGAUAUUGGCAAAAAGAAGCUGCUGAAAACUGCUUAUCUAAUAAAAGAGAGCCAAUGGAGUAAAUUAGAAAGUCAAAUGGGGGCCUAAGCUUUCGAUCCUAGCAGAAUCUUCGUCGGAGGCAAAAUGACAAACAUAUAAAGUGGAACAACCAUAACAUAGACCACAGACAAGCUACAGCAACACUAGAAACAAGGAGACAAAAGGGGCAUUAGUGAGUAGAGAAGACCAAGCAGGUUAGUGAAGGGGAUGAAAGAAAAAGAGUAGGCAGACACAAAGGGAAGUUAGUGUAAGUAAGGCCAGUAAGAGACCUCAAGCCAAGAGAGAUUAAGAUAAUGAGGCAGGCAACAUCAAACAGGAUCUGGAACAAAACAGUGAUAGAGGGUAUGAGGAAGAGAUGAAUAACAAGAGAAUUAGUGAGAGGUGGGUCAAACAGGUUACAAAGAAAGGCAUAAUAAACUGGUGCAUAAGAGUGGGGAAAAAAGGAAAAGAAUGGGGAACAACUGAUAAUGUGCAAAAGAUAUAUGAUAAAGCAUUAAACAAACUAAGAGAAGAAGGUAAGCGUAAAAAAAAAAUUCCCUACUAUAUAGUCUUGUUUUUUCCCGUCACACCUAGCGGAUUACAAUAUCAGUUACACCAUAUGUGUAUUUAUAUUUUUUCAUAUACAUUUCUUUUCUGGAUAUAUUAUAUACAUAUCACUUAUAGAUACAUAUUUACACUUAUUAUUUAAAGACUAUUUACACCCCCUCCCCUUAUUUUUUUCACUCUUUCAUCUGAAACGUCUGUUGAUUCAGAGGAAAGAUCGAUACAAAAAAUUCGAAAAAUUACUUUACAGUUGCAACUAUUUUUGCUUCACGUGAAUCAUAAUUUAUUUGCCAUACUGAAAAUGGUUAAAUUUAGUCUUUACAGAGACGACUCAAAUAAAAAAAAUCUAUCCAGUAUUAUUCUUUUUUCAAAUCUCACAGGUGCAAUAAGCCUGUUCA
This is a messenger RNA of Lytechinus pictus (painted urchin), 3076 nucleotides long. Its product is annotated as snurportin-1-like. NCBI's taxonomy places the organism in Eukaryota, Metazoa, Echinodermata, Echinoidea, Temnopleuroida, Toxopneustidae. Gene Ontology annotation, cellular component: nucleus; cytoplasm. Gene Ontology annotation, biological process: snRNA import into nucleus. Gene Ontology annotation, molecular function: protein binding. The transcript has 7 exons. Bases 210 to 1304 code for a protein of 364 amino acids. The record is from RefSeq and is a predicted model, not a curated record.